AUGGGGCUCCAGGCUGGGACAUCCUGGCUCCACCGGGACCUUGUCUUCCUGACCACCGUGGUGGCAAUGCUUCUCCUCUGCACCARUGCUGGCCCAGCUGUACCCGCUGCCAGCUCCCCAAGUGCCCCGAGGUUCCCCCCAGACUGCAGCCACCUGCGCAAGAACAGCCCCAGCGGUGUGUAUGUCAUCCAGCCGGCCAGGUCCCCSCCGCGCGUGGUCUGGUGUGACAUGGACACCGAAGGCAAGGGCUGGACUGUCGUCCAGAGAAACUCCCAUGACACUGAACUCAACUGGAAGCAAUCCUGGACCACGUACAAGUACGGCUUUGGGAACGUGCACAGCGAUUACUGGCUGGGCACCGAGUACCUGCACCUGCUGACACAGCAGAGCACCUACAAGGUGCGCUUUGUCGUGCGGGACAAAACCAACGUCACCCACUACGCUGAGUACGACAUCUUCAGAGUGGAGAGCGAGGCCAGYGGGUACCCGCUGAGGCUGGGCCGGCAUUCUGGUGAUGGGGAUGACUACCUGACCCUCUACCAUCCCAAGAAGGGGGGCAUUCAUGACAACAUGAAGUUCAGCACAGUUGACAAGGACCAGGACCAGUACAGCGGGAACUGUGCCAAGAGCUAUGGGGGCUGGUGGUACCACAGGUGCCAGAACAUCCUGCUCAAUGCCAAAAACUACAUCGUUUGGCCAGGAUUCUGUGAUAAUGGUGACUGCGCGGCCUCYCUCAUCCUGGUCAAACCCACAGAUGUGUGUUGA
Malurus melanocephalus (red-backed fairy wren) is the source of this 765-nucleotide messenger RNA. RefSeq names its product fibrinogen-like protein 1-like protein. The record is from RefSeq and is a predicted model, not a curated record. The transcript has 3 exons. Bases 1 to 765 code for a protein of 254 amino acids. NCBI's taxonomy places the organism in Eukaryota, Metazoa, Chordata, Aves, Passeriformes, Maluridae.